AUGGAGGCAUAUCUCCAAGGCCAAGACUUGUGGGAGAUCGUUAAAGGCAACGAGGUCACACAACUAGAGGAUGCAGCUGCUCUAAAGAAAUGGAAGAUUAAGGUUGGAAAAGCAUUGUUUGCUAUUCGGACCACAGUCGAAGAUGAAAUGUUGGAGCACAUCAGGGAAUCGAAGACACCGAAGGAAGCAUGGGAUACUUUCACAUCAUUAUUCACAAAGAAGAAUGAUGUGAGAUUGCAACUUCUAGAGAACAAGCUUCUCUCUAUCACACAACGUGACAUGACGAUCAGCCAAUACUUUACCAAGAUAAAAUCUCUUUGUCGCGAAAUCUCUGCAUUAGACUCUACUGCUGGUAUGUCAGACUCCAGAAUUAGAAGAAUUAUUAUUCAUGAAUUAAAAGCUGAAUAUAGAAGUUUUAUUGCCGAAAUACAAGGUUGGCCAAGCCAACCUUCUCCUACUGAAUUAGAAAACUUGCUAGCUGACCAAGAAGCGUUGGCUAAGCAAUUGUCUGGAGUCUCGAUAAAGAGUGACGAAGAAGCACUCUUUAGUAGUAAAUAA
Messenger RNA from Humulus lupulus (European hop), 558 nucleotides. RefSeq lists its product as uncharacterized. The record is from RefSeq and is a predicted model, not a curated record. The transcript has a single exon. NCBI's taxonomy places the organism in Eukaryota, Viridiplantae, Streptophyta, Magnoliopsida, Rosales, Cannabaceae. The coding region runs from base 1 to 558 and encodes 185 amino acids.